Messenger RNA from Dreissena polymorpha, 3606 nucleotides. Its product is annotated as spermatogenesis-associated protein 17-like. Gene Ontology annotation, cellular component: spindle pole. NCBI's taxonomy places the organism in Eukaryota, Metazoa, Mollusca, Bivalvia, Myida, Dreissenidae. The coding region runs from base 64 to 1185 and encodes 373 amino acids. The transcript is spliced from 12 exons. The record is from RefSeq and is a predicted model, not a curated record. Gene Ontology annotation, molecular function: protein binding. Gene Ontology annotation, biological process: establishment of meiotic spindle localization; mitotic cell cycle; spindle organization.
AACGAAAAUAUUUAUCGUUAUUGAAAUUUCGCGAGACGUCACUCAUAACAACACAGCAACAAUAUGGCGGCUAUGGUUAGGCUGCUUGAACAAACCGACGGUAUAGUCGAAGAUAGUUAUCAGAGAAAAAAUGUUGCUGAGCAGGAAAGGCUGAAUGAGUUUGCGGCAUCUGUAAAAAUACAAGCAUGGUUCCGUGGAUCACGGAUCCGAUGUUACAUGAAACACCUUAACAGAAGUGCCACAGUCAUUCAAAAAAGAUGGAGGGGGUUUAUGGGCAGGCAGUUCUUUAGACUAUAUGUCAAGAACUGCGUGCUGGUGAUGAAACUCAACUUCUACAACCUGCAGGCCACCAAGGUACAGAAGGUUUGGCGUGGAUACUACGUCAGAAAGUACGUCUUCAACUACUAUAGUAGGAAGAGGUACCUGGAAGCCUUGGUCGUGAAGAAUGAAAUCAUCAGAAACGAGCUGGAGGAAUAUGCAGAGCAGCAAGAACAGAACAGGCGGCGUCAGAAGGAGGCCAAGGAAAAGUCAACACAGGAGCGCCUUGCCCGCAAAUACCACUACCUGAUCAGCACUCAUGUCAUACCUGGGGUGUUUAACUCUCCAUUCCAGCCGUUCCCUAGUGAGAUGGAGUAUGCCCUGGCCAGUGUGAAGCCCCUUGUCCACAAGCGCAGGGCGGUCAGUGAGAACCCCUAUGACCCAGGCUGGUCAAGCUACGGACAUGAGCUGCCCAAAGCCCCACAAUUACCGCCCUUGGUCAACAAACCACAGUAUUCCAUGCCUGAAAGAAAACAAGGCCCGUUCCGAAUGCCGGAUGAAGUACAGCGGCAGCGUUACAAGUCGUUCCAGCCUAGCCUGCGCGUGGCCACGUCGUUCACAGCUCUUGAGGAGGCCAGAGAGAGGAUGAAGGCAGAGGAGUGGGUCACCAGGAUCAAUGAUGACAUCUUUGUCCCGUUUACAAAACGCGACAGCCAGUACGAGCCCCUGUUACACACCACAUCGUCCUAUGGACACCUCCCGUAUGGCACAAGAUAUUUCAGGGAAGAGUUCCUCGACCGACAUGUCACAAGAAUGGUAUCCCCUUCUGAUCCCUAUAAAGUGUAUUACGUGCCAUUCAAGACAGUUGUUCCACCCAUCCCAGUUUUUGAGAAACUCAAUGACACAUAUUCCCAGGGGCAAGUGUGAGAGAGGAUACCAUGAAACGGAAUACUUUGUGAUAUUUUUACAUAUGUAUAUUUUCUAUGAAAAUGCUGUCACUGGUUGUGUUAAUUACAUCAUCUUAAACUGUAAUAUUGGUAUUUUGUAGAAAUGUGUUGAUAUUGGUUGAUGAAAUAGGAAAACAAAGUUGUUUUGUUUUACAUAAACUUUAAUAUGUAAUAUUGUUUAGAAAAUACUAAAAACAUAGUUCAUCUAAAUCUCAAUUUGCAUAACAGUGAAAAAAAAGAGUGUUAAGUACCGAAUGUUAAGAAUGUCAAUACCUAAUGAUACGAUUUUAUGGCAUGUUCUAUUGACAAGCAGGGGGAACUGAUUGAAGCUGUAACAAGAAUGAAUCAAGUGAACGUUUACUAAGAAGUCAUUAAGGUAGUGCACCUCUAAUGAUUUCCCGCGAUUUCUUCGAAGGAUGAAGAGCCUACUAUUAGGUGCCGUAGCCUAGUGGUUAAGGCGAUAGACUAGAAAUCUUUCGGGAUAUUCCCGCGCAGGUUCGAAUCCUGCCGACGACGUAUACUUUUUUGCGACGCGUUUUAUUUAUUUUCUAACGUAAUUUGAUUUAAUAUGGCAUAUAAGCUAUAUUUAUUGUUAAAUAUGUUGCAAUUUUUAUGCACAGUUUUCAAUUAUUAAAAUUAAAACAACGUUAUGGCGAAAUUGGGUGAUUUACUGUUGAAAAUACGAACCAUGCAUGUUGCAUUUUUAUUUUUAUUUCAAAAAGUAAACAGUAAAUCUGUCUAGUUCUUGGUAUUUUUGCUGUAUAUAGUGUUUCUAUAAAAACUAAGUUUAAAAUAUGACUUAAAUGAUACUAUUUUGAAUUUUAUGACACUUUGUUUUUAACCGACCCAAUUUUUACUUGGCUGAAAUCACUUACAUUUCAUGGUGCUCUUCCAUAGAUAAAAAUUUGUAAAAAAUAAAUGUCUGUAAAAGAAUACUUAUUUCAUCUUGUUUAAACUUUAAACACCUUUACAGCAUCUGUACACACCAACUGCAUGCCCAUAUUUGGAAAUUUGAAUGAAUUAUGGAACUUUUAUAUACCCCAGGGGUGAAAAUAAACUGGACAAAAGCCGAGCGUGGGGGUGGUUUUGAAAAAAUCGGUAUAUUUUUUUAAAAAGCAUGGAAAGCCUACCUACAAAUUUGCAUGUAGUUCAGUGAAAUGAUGCUGAUUAAGAAAAUAAUUAAUUAGAUUAUAUUUGGAUAUGUGCCCAUUAGAGGUGCACUACCUUAAUAACAGAAUUUACCUUAUGCUUAUACUUGUGUGGGUCUCAAAACCAUAAAAGCCAUACCAUAGAACCAACAUUUUCACAAAUGGAAAUCAUAUGCAAAAUAAUCUGCAAUAUAUUCGUUGAAUACCCUUAAAUGUUUCAAAGUGUUUACCUAAUCUACAGAAAAUAAUAUGUGGCAAAGCUUGUAGUGUGUUUGUGAUAUUUAAUGAUUGCAAAUACAUACAACAAAGUAACAACGGAGGCGAGUAUUUGUGGCAUAUCAUGGAAUGGUGUUUAGAUUCUGGCCAUCGUGAAGUCACUUUUGAUCAGAAUUACGUAAGCCAUUUUUCUGCUGGAAAAUGGAUUCAUGCUUAUGCUAGAAUAAGACUUAGUUCUCAAGGCUUCUAAAAUAUUCUUUAUAACAUACACAGUAGUCUGGGUUUAGGUAAAGCUGACUUUACAGUCUGAUUCUCCAACUACAUGUAUUUUGUAAUAUAGGGGAUGUUUAGUUAUGUUCAUGAACCUAAUUUUCUCAUUAUCAGACUGGAUUGUAGAUUAUUGUCUCAAGCAUCAACACUGUCACUAUUUAUGUGUGAUUAUAAUUUGUGUGUUUCACAUUGACAGCAAAUUAACCGAAAAUGAGUGACUGCAAGAAUCAAUGGGUAAAGAGCAUUAGCUUCAUGAUCAUAAAAUGGGUUGAGUUUGUAUAGAUUUAAUUUUUUCUGAAGUGUAAUGAAGCUUUUACAUUUGUAAUUUGUAUAUUCUAACAGUGUUUGUUUAAUCAACAAGGUACUUACCAAGAAUCUGUUUUAUUUGAUUGAGUUAUUAAGCCUAUAUUUGUACACACCAUUUUGCAAGGUAAUUUGUAUUUGAGAACUGAAUUCUGGCUAAUGAAUGUAUAUUACUUGUAAACUCCUUAGUCUUGUUCGGCAUUUAUCUUUGCUUUGAACAUUUGUAGACAUUGUGUGUGUACAUUUAAACAUAAUUAUGAUUAAAUUCUGGCUUUUGUACAGUAAAAAUUUGAUAAGCUAAUAGGGUCUUAACUGUACAUAUUUAUUGUUACUAAUACAUGUUGGUGGACUUAUAUUUAAAGAUUAUAUUUAUCAGUGAGUAUCAAUGUACAUUAAUGCACUCUUCCUUUACUAUCCGUCCAUGUCAUGAAUUCAUGAUUUUGUUAAUAAAACUACAGAUACAA